AUGGACUGGAAGAUGGAGCAGGAUGAAUAUCGUCAAAUGCGACGGAUUGCAUUCCUUGCAAUCGUUGUUUCAACUACUGCCGUUACCUCAGCAGUCAUUACUUUGCCGAUGCUCUACGGUUUCAUUCAGACAUUAGAAAAUCAUUUGUUACAUGAGACUCAUUUUUGCAAGUCUCGAUCAAGGGAUAUGUGGUCCGAAAUUACGGCACUACAGAUUGGCAGAAAGUUUUUCAGUCGAAUAAAAAGGGAAUGGUCAUUCGGUAAAUGGAUGUCGGCUAGUUUUUACGAAGAUACUGGUAGUAGUGAUAGUUUCAGUGGUGAUAGCAGCAGUAGCUAUGGCUCAGUACCAAUCGAUCCGGUAUUAAAUGGCAAUUACUAUGAACAAUGCUGUACAUGUCAUACGGGUGCUUCAGGACCUCCCGGUCCUGAAGGUGAGGAGGGGAAAAAAGGAAUGGAUGGAUACCCAGGAAGAAAUGGGAAACCGGGAAAAAAUUCGAAAAUUUUUUCGUCUUUAACAAAUGAGAAUAUAGAGGAACAAGAACUGUGCAUGGUUUGUCCAGCAGGUCCUCCGGGACACCCGGGUCCUAUAGGCCCUAAAGGACCUCCAGGUCCUAAAGGAGCACCUGGCAAUCACGGGGAUGAUGGCGAAAAGGGUGAAGAGGGAUUAGCUGGACAAGCGGGACUUAAAGGUCGACCAGGACAGUCCGGGAAACCAGGUACGCGGGGUAUACCAGGGCGAUUAAUCCAUAUACCAGGACCUAUUGGCCCCGACGGGCCGAAAGGAGAUUUCGGUGAUCUGGGUCCAAAGGGUGCACCUGGUGUAGAUGGCAUCUCUUACCCAGGUCCACCUGGUGAACCAGGUAAUGAUGGCAGGAAUGGAGUGGAAGGCAAGCAAGGCUUACGCGGAAUUUCGGGUCCUCCAGGUGAAGAUGGCCAACGAGGCAGUUGUGAUCACUGUCCAGGUAAAUAA
Messenger RNA from Loa loa (African eye worm), 969 nucleotides. RefSeq names its product cutical collagen 6. The record is from RefSeq and is a predicted model, not a curated record. Lineage: Eukaryota; Metazoa; Nematoda; Chromadorea; Rhabditida; Onchocercidae. The coding region runs from base 1 to 969 and encodes 322 amino acids. Gene Ontology annotation, molecular function: structural constituent of cuticle. The transcript has 4 exons.